Molecule: messenger RNA, 825 nt
Organism: Phragmites australis (common reed)
Lineage: Eukaryota; Viridiplantae; Streptophyta; Magnoliopsida; Poales; Poaceae
Exons: 1
Coding region: 1-825 (274 amino acids)
Source: RefSeq, a predicted model, not a curated record
AUGGGCCAAGAUAAAGGCAGAGGGAGAGGUAGAGUCAUCAACUCUCAACCUAGCGAGGAAGUUCACCAAAGCCGCCCCAGUAGUCAAGGGACCCCACUGCCCCCACCCUCAGAGAAUGAUCUGGUGGCUGUAAUGGCCAAUCAAACCCGCCUAUUGGAGGCCCUAGCGCAGACAGGAAUCAACAAUCAAGGUUAUGGACCUCAGAAUAAGAUGGCAGAGUUUAUGAGGAUCAAACCUCCAACCUUCGACAGUACCGACGACCCCUUAGAAGCUGACGACUGGCUUAGGGCAAUUACCAAGAACCUCAAGGUCAUCAAUUGUGAAGGCCAAGAGAGGGUGAAUUUAGCAGCCCAUCAGCUCACUGGGUCUGCAGCGGAAUUGUGGGAGAACUAUUACGAGGCAUCGGUGGAUGCAGAUACCAUCACUUGGGAGGAAUUCUGCGGAGAAUUCCGAAAGUACCAUGUACCGAAGGGUACUAUGGAGAUGAAGUCUGAUGAAUUCCGUAACCUAAAGCAGGGAUCAAUGACAGUGAACCAGUACAUUCGAAAGUUCAUCCGCCUGUCUCGAUAUGCCCCGAAAGAUGUGUCAACUCACAAGAAGAAGCAAGAUCGCUUCAAGAAAGGGCUGAUUUGUAGCUUAUAUGUCCAGCUCGUGCAUGUCAUCUACCCUAACUUUAAUACUAUGAUGAACAAGACCCUCCUCCUGGAAGAGGCCCGUGCACCUAUAGAGGCAGAGAGAAAGAGAAGGUUCUUUGACCAGAAGCACCAGGGUAAUAUGUUUCAAUGGGCAGGACCCAACCAACGCCAAAAAGUCCAGUAUCGGUAG